This is a messenger RNA of Bufo gargarizans (Asiatic toad), 723 nucleotides long. It is a transcript of the gene RPS8, whose product is annotated as ribosomal protein S8. Gene Ontology annotation, molecular function: structural constituent of ribosome. The coding region runs from base 49 to 675 and encodes 208 amino acids. Gene Ontology annotation, biological process: maturation of SSU-rRNA from tricistronic rRNA transcript (SSU-rRNA, 5.8S rRNA, LSU-rRNA); translation. The record is from RefSeq and is a predicted model, not a curated record. Lineage: Eukaryota; Metazoa; Chordata; Amphibia; Anura; Bufonidae. Gene Ontology annotation, cellular component: cytosolic small ribosomal subunit; ribosome. The transcript has 6 exons.
ACUUACCCAGGAUCCUUUGCGUUUCCUCUUUCCUGCCAGCGCCUGAGAAUGGGUAUCUCAAGGGACAACUGGCACAAGCGCCGCAAGACCGGAGGCAAACGGAAGCCCUACCACAAGAAGAGGAAGUAUGAACUGGGCCGUCCAGCCGCCAACACAAAGAUUGGUCCGCGCCGUAUCCAUACCGUGAGAGUCCGCGGCGGAAACAAGAAAUACCGCGCUCUGAGGUUGGACGCUGGCAACUUCUCCUGGGGCUCGGAGUGUUGUACCCGCAAGUCCAGAAUCAUUGACGUCGUCUACAACGCUUCCAACAACGAGCUGGUUAGAACCAAGACCCUGGUGAAGAACUGCAUUGUCCUGGUCGACAGCACCCCCUACAGACAGUGGUAUGAAGCACACUACGCCACACCACUUGGACGCAAGAAGGGAGCCAAGCUGACUCCAGAAGAGGAAGAAAUUCUGAACAAGAAAAGAUCCAAGAAAACCCAAAAGAAGUAUGAGGAGCGCAAAAAGUUGGCAAAGAUCGGCACUCUGCUGGAGGAGCAGUUCCAACAGGGCAAACUGCUCGCCUGUAUAGCCUCCAGGCCAGGCCAGUGCGGCAGAGCUGAUGGAUACGUCCUCGAGGGCAAGGAAUUGGAGUUCUACCUGAGGAAGAUCAAGGCCAAAAAAGGCAAAUAAACGUCUCUCCAACUGUUCGCUCCAAAUAAAAAAAAAAAAUGUAUUAUA